GAAGUAACCAAAUAACAGAGAAAGGUCCACUAUGAAAUAAUUGAUCUUACUUCUCAUCUCUUUGCAUUAGUUAGUCUUUUUUAUCCACAGUUAUAUCCCUGUUUGCAUGUUUAUAUAUCUGAACUAUAUUACAUUUCUGUUGGUAGUUGUUAUGAGGACAAAAUUAUGACCUGCAAGCCAAGAGGCCGCUUCAUGAGAGGCAUCAAACAACUCAAAGUAGACUCGCUUCAAGAGGUUGAUGUGAGUCCUACAUUUGAACAUAGAGUUCACAUCCCAUCAUCAGCUCUACAAGAAAGCAUAGGAAAUGUGUCUGAGGUGGAUGUCCUGGUGGUGGCCUCUGUAAUUAACAGCAGUUAUUUUAAGCUGACUCCUCCCCCAAAAAACAGGAGACUUCUUGGGGGUCUGGAAGUAUUUAGGGACUCAGUCAUAUGUGUGCUGGCAGGAAACCGUGCAGUCGAGAAUCUCUCACAACCCAUCACGUUAACCUUCAAACACAACAAAGAGGUUGAAAAUGGAACAUGUGUAUUUUGGAAGGAAACAUCAGCAAAGGAUGGAACAGGUUACUGGAGCAAUGAAGGCUGUGCCACAAAUUACAAGGCACAUGAAUUUAUUUGCAGCUGCAAACGUCAGAGGUUCUUUGCUGUGCUUGUGAAUCCAGGAAUAUCGGUGACAAAAGCUGAUGCCGACAAGCUAAACUACAUCACUUACAUUGGAUCAGGACUCUCCGCCCCCUUCGCACUGAUCAGUUUGUUCAUCUAUAUUUAUCUACAGUGAGUAGAUGUCAUAUUA
This is a messenger RNA of Neolamprologus brichardi, 789 nucleotides long. NCBI's taxonomy places the organism in Eukaryota, Metazoa, Chordata, Actinopteri, Cichliformes, Cichlidae. The record is from RefSeq and is a predicted model, not a curated record.